Molecule: messenger RNA, 1509 nt
Organism: Microsporum canis CBS 113480
Lineage: Eukaryota; Fungi; Ascomycota; Eurotiomycetes; Onygenales; Arthrodermataceae
Exons: 1
Coding region: 1-1509 (502 amino acids)
Source: RefSeq, a predicted model, not a curated record
AUGGACUACUUUUCUUCCCUUCCCGCAGAGCUGCGGUCCAUGAUCGCAGAGAUGUGCGAUAAGCCAUCCUGUCUAUCCCUUGCAUCGGUCUCCACAUACUUUCGAGAGCCGGCUCAACGCUCGCUCUACCACGAGAUAGACCAGGUGCUCAAGCGCCCCGAAGGAAUAAGGACUAUGGAAUACCCUGGACAACGACAAACUCCAUGGAUCGAGUUGCUCCUACGCACGAUGCUUGAGCGGCCAGGGCUGUCUAGAUAUGUUAGAAAGGUCCGUUGGACACUCCACCCGGAGCGAUACCAUGCUCUGCAUUCCCGGAUAAAACUCAAGCAGAACAUGGGAAAGGGUAUUAAAGCAAAGGUAGAUCCCAACCUUGUCGAAAUGGGCAUAAAGAUCAAGAAAAGGAACCUAUUUUUCGCUCAUGAAUGGGAUUGGGAGAGCACAUGGGAUGCCGCUCUCUUCGAAGGAAAUAUCGAUGCCAUGAUGGCUCUGGUGCUAGCUCAAUUCGACCUACUUGUAUCAUUGGAGCUGGCACCGGAUUUCUUAUAUCGGUCCCGCUUUCUGGGUCUGAUGUUCAGGUGCAUGACCUCAUCAAUGCCAGAACACAGCCAUUUCCGGCACCUACGGCAUGUGGCAUUCUGUGAAAGGGAAAAUGGGCGUAUGGCGGAAAAACCGGAUCCCAGCAUCGAUGAAAAUAUCUCGAUUCUUCGUACUCGGAGGAUUGAAACACUAGAAUUGACAUUACAUGAUUACCAUCUGAGAGUGAUGGUGCACGAUCUCCUAACCACGCACCCGUACCUGACGACCCUUCGUCUCCUGUUCUGCAACCUGGGGACGUAUCCAGUGGGGCGUAUUUUGGACUUUACACCAGCCAUCAAGGUGCUUCACUGCGGUAUUCAGCGUGACAGCACGAGCUUCGAUCCGUUCUCUGCCCUCGACUUUGCGGCCUUCACUUCAGAUCUCGGAAGGGUUGCUGGCACUCUGGAAGAGCUUACCAUCCAUCUUAUAUGGAGGCACUUGGACAUACCUUUAUAUAUGUAUUACUUAUCACCAUUUGCCGGUAAACCUUUGAGACCACUUCAGUUUCUCCACAACCUCUUGCAUUUGGAGGUCCCCGCGGGUCUUCUGAUAGGUAAACGCCCGUGGCACGGUAUCUUGCUCCCCCACAUGCUUCCGCCAAAUCUGCAGUCACUGGUCCUGAUAGAUACAUACAUCCCGUAUCACUGCCAUAUAGAAAGUGGCGGCUCGCGGGAUUCUAUCAACCAAGUAAUUGCCUAUCUAGACGGACGAUCUCGAUAUACCCCCUGCCUACAGAAAGUGACACUGAAAACUAUGGUCCCGAUCGUCCUUCCUAGCAAGAACGGCCAAGACUACGGGCGGGUAUAUGUCAGCAACAGGCAGAUAGCUGAUCUUACGCGGGUUGUGGAAGCCAGCGGUGUCACUGUGGAUAUCCUUUUAGUGACUUCUCUGUCUGAGAGCGACAUAUUAUGGCAACGCACAAUAGUGGCUUAA